AUGGCCUUCCAGGUGCCAACACACGUUCCUCGCCGCAGAACUUCCUAUUCAACCCCUCAACCACCUACCCUCGACAUCCCCUCGGCCGAACAGCGCGAUGACGACACCGCACAAUGGGUCCUAUUUUCCCCGACCGCUCGUACACACACGACUUCCACCGAUCGUACGCGUACUGUUGGAGCUUCUCGACUGAGUGAUUUCGGCUCAUUCGCAGCCACCCAGUCUGCAUUUAGCGUCGAGGAUGAACCCGACGCGGAUGAUGCCCUCGAGGACCCACUCGACGAAGAUGGAACUGAACUGGACAGCCUAGAUGAUGGACUGCAUGCCUUUCGAGCACCCGACUUGGUCCCCGCUUCCCCAAGCCGGGUUGAUCAGGGCCCGCCGGCGAUGCUUCCGGCCCAUGACGGGUUAGGCAGUUUCCAGGCCUCGAGUCAGGCAGUCCAGGAUCAGCUGUGGCGGCAUGAGCAAUAUAACCCCCAGCGGCCAUCGUAUGGUCAUCUCCAACAUCGCCGGAACUCAAGCGUCCAGAGGCAUUUGGAUACUGUCGAGGAAGGUGAGGCAAAUGUCGAGCGGGAAAGAUGGCAGCGGAUUGAGGAAUGGCGCAUGGACCAGAGCCGGGCUCUGUUGCAGGAGAUCGAACGGGAAACCAGACAGAGACGGACUAGUCUGACCAGCCGAUCGAGUCUUCGACGUUCUGUUGAUCAUAUGCCCCGAUCCCGCGUAUCUGAAGUGUUACAACGGGAUUUGUCGCUUUCGAGAGAUGCCUCGGAGGACGAAGAGUCUUUCUGGCGCCGUAUCACACGAACGGUGAUCCGUGACCUGAUCGGGAUUGAUGAUUCCUUGCUCUCCGUGAUCUUUGGUGAGUCGUUGCCGCUGGACGCGCAACCUAAUACCCAGGAAGAUCAACUAGACAUGGAAACGGUGCUGGCCCGCGAACCAGAGCCAGAAUAUGGCGAUUCACCACUGUGGCAGGCAAAGGUGCUUAAGACGAUCGCGCAUGAGCUAGGGAUCCUUGUCCAUCAACUCUGUGAACACCCAGGGGCAUUUACAACAUAUUAUCAAAUGACUAAAGAUAUAUCCGCCGAAUAUGCGGGGAUGUCUCUCAACCGCCUAACGGAAAGCGGGAUCUCUCAGAAACCCGCCGAAUCCACCCCAUCAACUAUCGCUGAUACAAUGGAUGAGUCCAUACAGUCCCCGCACUUCAUACCCACACUUCGAGACUCAAAUCGAGAGCACGAAGCACAGUGGGGUAUUGAAGAUGAGGAUCCCAAGCGCCCUGACCAACUCCCCGAAUCAACAAAACUUCAACAAGAAGCUGAGUACUGGGAAAGCGGACUUGAUGUAAUGAUGGUCUUCCGGUACCUCCGUAGCCGCUUUAGCCGCCGAGGUUACAUGCCCAACGAAACGCACACACCAACUCCACCCCGCCGCCCCCAAGAUGCAUCCCGCCGAGCAGCCAUCAUCCGGCAACAUCACCCUCUAGUGGCGCGAGCACACUCCCGAUCACAAACCCAAACCCGUCGCGCAUCACAGUUCUCCGGUGUAUCAAACCCAGCGGGUAUUUCGUCCCCACUCCUACGACCCCAUCUCCGUCGGCCUAGCUCCAGCUGCGCAAGCCAGAGCGCCAAGCUCUCGGCUAUUUCCAGUCGGCGGACGAUGACAAGUUCUAGCCGGAACUACUGGGAUAUCGGUGGCAGCGAAAGCAAUAGCGCCAUUGGUGUUGGAGCUGGGCUCGGAAACUGGGGUGGGGUGUGA
Molecule: messenger RNA, 1755 nt
Organism: Penicillium griseofulvum
Lineage: Eukaryota; Fungi; Ascomycota; Eurotiomycetes; Eurotiales; Aspergillaceae
Exons: 1
Coding region: 1-1755 (584 amino acids)
Source: RefSeq, a predicted model, not a curated record